AUGAAGGUCUCUAUGAUCCUCGGCUUCGCGUCUAUCGCUGCCGCUCUGCCCGCCGUGACCGCUCCAGCUGAGACGCGCGACGUCGUCGUGAGCGACAAGUCCUUGGCGAAUGAGCGCUCCGCUCAGCCCCUCGAAGAUGCAGGCAUCGCCCCAGUCUUGAUGGCGAGGGAGAACUUUGAGAGAAUCGUCCCUUGGCCUACUACGUCUGUCAUUGGCGGUGGCACUAGCUUUCAGUACAAGGCAGAGCCCCUCGGCAACGACCAGUUCAAGAUCACCUUCUACCACAGCGCCCCGUUCAGCACUCUCACCUUCAAAUACACCGUCUACGCCGGCGACGGCAUCAUCGCAAGUGAGACUCUGUCGGCCGGAACGAGCUCAAAGUCUGUGCAAGUCAGCCGUAUCGGCGAGAGUUUUCGCAUCGUUAUCCAGUCGAUUUAA
Messenger RNA from Colletotrichum paranaense, 438 nucleotides. RefSeq lists its product as uncharacterized. The transcript has a single exon. The record is from RefSeq and is a predicted model, not a curated record. Bases 1 to 438 code for a protein of 145 amino acids. Lineage: Eukaryota; Fungi; Ascomycota; Sordariomycetes; Glomerellales; Glomerellaceae.